AUGGCAAGCGACACCACCGCCUACGUACAAGACGCCGACGACGACACGGGUUCCGCCAUCGAGGGCGGGGAGAAGACAUACGCCCGCUCUAUCGCACCCGGCAGCCCGAGCAAAACAAAAGCCAACACUCCCAAAACACGCAAGGACACCAUGAGGAGAUCGUCCCUAUCCCCGCAGCAUGGUCUGACCGACUCGGACGACACCGUCCACCCCACACCCACCGAGAAGAGAGACCGCCAGAGACGCAAGGAGAGAGAACGGGAGCGAGAGAGACAACGGGAGAUGGAGCGAGAGUUCGAGGAGAGGGAGCGUAAGGAGGAGCGCCGCCGCAUCAAGGAAGAACAAAAGGCACUUGAGCGCCGUGCCGAAAGGGCAGCCGCCCCCAAGAAGUCUGCCGUCCGGCCCCCAGCCAAGCACGUCAAGACGGCCCCCGUCGUCCACACGACGCAGAAUCCCGACGAAUACCGUAGGCCACGCUUCGAGGAUGACGCCUCCCAGUAUGGCAUUCAGCCCGCUCAAGCACCUCGCCCCAGAGCCAUGUCGAACCGACCCAACAGCUACUACGGUCAGGGCUCCCGGCCGCCUCCGACCAACGAUCGCUGGUACGCUCAGCACGGCCAGCCUCAAGCAUCGUCUCCAUUCGCUCCAUCUCCAUUGCAGCAGAUGCCGCAACAGUCUCCGUAUAUGCCAGGGACUGCCUACCCUGAGCAGACCUGGGCCCACCCCGGUGCUCCGUAUCCCGCUCAAGGACCGCCUCAUCCUCCCGGCGAUUAUUUCCCACCUCCUCAUCACGCUGCGCCUUAUGCCCCUUCUCACGCCCCUUCCCAUGCGCCUCCUCACGCGCCUCUCCAUGCGGCUCCCCACGCUGGUCCUCCUGCCCAGGGACAGGCUCAUCUAGCACAACGGUUUCAAAGGCCGUCAUCUGCGAUGGGACACCGCUCCGCGUCUUCUGGCUCAUUCGAUCAUGACUCGUACGGGAAGGAGAACGUUGGUCGGCGGCGAUCGGUCAAGAUCCGCGAUGACGAUUCCCGGAAGCUCAUGCCACCUCCACCUCGCCCGAAAACGAGCCAGCCUGCUCGACAAGCUCUGAAGGGCCCGCCUCCGCAGAGACAGGCUCCGGCUCCGCGUCAGAUUACACAGGCCGGCUACGAAUCGGACGACUUUGACGGCGACGACUCGCUCUACGAGCAGGUUGUGCAGUACGAUUAUGACGACGGCGUCAUGGACCGGCCUCGUGCCCACCGACGUGGAUCCAGUGCAUACAGCCGCGACGGCUUCCACAUCGAGCCAGCCACGAACAACGCCCGUCGCAACUCGUACAGGGCCCCGGCCCCUGGCAGCUAUUCGGAGCAAAAGUUGGCUGACGCCGAGAAUGCCGCUCUGGCCUACCAGAACGGUGUCAACGGCGGCCCUACGACGCCCCUAACUCUUGCCGCGCUCAAGGCGGCCAAGAAGAGCAAGAGCAGCCGGUCCAGUGGCAGCAGCGAGAGUCGCGACGAGAGCGACUUCCGAAAGAGCGUCACGACCCGCACAACUCGGUCUUCGGCGAUUGACAGCGAGGACGUCACCAUCAAGGUCACUGGCAGCGCCGUUCUCAAGAUUGGCGGCGCUGAGAUCCAAUGCCAGGAUGGAGGUGAAAUCAACAUCACCCAGCCAAGCCGUAACGGCGGCAGCGACAGAGCCAGCACUGUCUACUCGGACGAUCGCCAGAGCCGCAGGGAGCGUCCUCUGCCCAUCCGCGCUCGCGCCUCGAGCCAGGCUGACUCAUGGGGCCGCAGCGAGGUCAGCGAUUACGACUUUCCCCCGCAGGGGAGGCCGCCGUUCUUCUGA
Colletotrichum karsti is the source of this 1830-nucleotide messenger RNA. RefSeq lists its product as uncharacterized. The transcript has a single exon. The coding region runs from base 1 to 1830 and encodes 609 amino acids. The record is from RefSeq and is a predicted model, not a curated record. Lineage: Eukaryota; Fungi; Ascomycota; Sordariomycetes; Glomerellales; Glomerellaceae.